CCCCUCAGAUUCGCCUUUUACUUUUUGACAAUGUAAACAAUAAGACAGCUUGAACCGCUUCAAAUUGGUGUUAAUUUUAAAUGCGCAUAGCAGAGCAAAAGGAACGGAAAAACUGACCUACCUCAACCUGCACCAGAAGGGUGUGGCAACUGAAGGAAGGAAGGAAAAUGGAAAUGAAAAUUGACCAAACCCACCGAAGCAUAUAUAAGUUCUUUGCCUAAUUGUACCUGACAUCAGAUCAUAAAAAGCAUUUCAGCCACCAGCAUUCCGCCUGCCAACCAUCACUCACAGGAGAUCCAAAAUGUUCAAGAUCAUCGCUUUGGUUGUCUGUUUGGCCGUUGUUGCCUCCGCAAGAUACCUUGCCGUAGAUCACGGUCAUCAUCACGAGGAUUACCAUCAUUCGCACCCGAAGUACAAGUUUGAGUAUGGAGUUAAGGAUAGCCACACCCACGAUCACAAGAGCCAGUGGGAACACCGCGACGGAGAUGUCGUAAAAGGACAGUACACUCUGGAUGAGGCCGAUGGCACUCACCGUGUGGUAGAUUAUAGCUCGGACCACAAUGUACAGUAUACAUGA
This is a messenger RNA of Aedes albopictus (Asian tiger mosquito), 577 nucleotides long. Its product is annotated as cuticle protein 19-like. Gene Ontology annotation, cellular component: extracellular matrix. The record is from RefSeq and is a predicted model, not a curated record. Lineage: Eukaryota; Metazoa; Arthropoda; Insecta; Diptera; Culicidae. The transcript has 2 exons. Bases 302 to 577 code for a protein of 91 amino acids.